CCCCCGCCAUGCCCGGCCCGGCCGCCGGCAGCCGGGCCCGCGUCUACGCCGAGGUGAACAGCCUGAGGAGCCGCGAGUACUGGGACUACGAGGCGCACGUCCCCACCUGGGGUAAUCAAGAUGAUUAUCAACUGGUUCGGAAACUCGGCCGGGGAAAAUAUAGCGAAGUUUUUGAAGCGAUAAACAUCACCAACAACGAGCGAGUGGUUGUGAAAAUUCUUAAGCCAGUGAAGAAAAAGAAGAUAAAACGCGAGGUUAAGAUUUUGGAGAACCUGCGAGGUGGAACCAACAUCAUUAAACUGAUUGACACUGUCAAGGAUCCAGUGUCAAAGACUCCAGCACUGGUUUUUGAAUACAUCAAUAACACAGAUUUCAAGCAACUGUACCAGAUCUUGACAGACUUUGAUAUCCGGUUUUAUAUGUAUGAAUUGCUUAAGGCCUUGGAUUAUUGUCACAGCAUGGGGAUCAUGCAUAGAGAUGUCAAACCUCAUAACGUCAUGAUAGACCACCAACAGAAAAAGUUACGGCUCAUAGAUUGGGGCUUGGCAGAAUUCUACCAUCCAGCUCAGGAAUACAAUGUCCGCGUAGCCUCAAGGUACUUCAAAGGGCCAGAGCUUCUCGUGGACUACCAAAUGUACGACUAUAGCUUAGAUAUGUGGAGCUUAGGCUGUAUGCUGGCCAGCAUGAUCUUCCGAAAAGAGCCUUUUUUCCACGGUCAAGACAACUAUGACCAGUUGGUUCGCAUCGCAAAAGUUCUGGGUACAGACGAAUUAUACGGUUAUCUGAAGAAAUACCACAUAGAACUGGACCCCCACUUCAAUGAUAUCUUGGGACAACAUUCACGGAAACGUUGGGAGAACUUCAUCCAUAGUGAAAACAGACACCUGGUCAGCCCUGAAGUCUUAGAUCUUCUGGACAAACUCCUGCGAUAUGACCAUCAACAGAGGUUGACUGCCAAAGAAGCUAUGGAGCACCCCUAUUUCUAUCCAGUUGUCAAGGAGCAGGCCCAGCCCGGCUCCGACAGCUCCGUGCUCUCCAGUGGCCUCACAACAACACGAUGAAGGCUUGAGGAACGACGGGUCUGUCUGAUGCUGUUCCUCCCAAUUUUCCAUAAGCAGAACAAGAACCGAAUCAAACGUCUUAAGUCCGCUUGUGUACAGAGAUGGUGGUGUGCAGCUUCCAGAUGUCAUCCCAGUGGCAGGUUAUGGAGCAAGGACUGCAACGGCGGCAGCUGAUGGCACUCGGCAGCAUAUAAAAACACAAACCUUAAUUUCUGCUUUUGACUUCCUGUUGACCUCUUCCUGACCAAGAAAGCAUGGAAAAUGUGAAGGGUAUGCAACACCGUUGUUGGCUCAGGUGGCUUCCCUGAACCCGGCCCACUGUAUGGUGUCCUCACAAACUGCCUCCUAUUUUGUAGGCUGGGGGAGGGGCGAGGCUCUGUGGCAUGAUGGACAGUUCUAUAUUAAAAUAAUUAUAUAUUAUUGAAUAAAAAUUUUAAGUAAA
Elgaria multicarinata webbii is the source of this 1503-nucleotide messenger RNA. RefSeq names its product casein kinase 2 alpha 2 (gene CSNK2A2). Gene Ontology annotation, molecular function: ATP binding; protein serine/threonine kinase activity. Bases 9 to 1061 code for a protein of 350 amino acids. Gene Ontology annotation, biological process: regulation of chromosome separation; peptidyl-threonine phosphorylation; peptidyl-serine phosphorylation. The transcript has 13 exons. Lineage: Eukaryota; Metazoa; Chordata; Lepidosauria; Squamata; Anguidae. The record is from RefSeq and is a predicted model, not a curated record. Gene Ontology annotation, cellular component: protein kinase CK2 complex; nucleus; cytosol.